Molecule: messenger RNA, 1673 nt
Organism: Nothoprocta perdicaria
Lineage: Eukaryota; Metazoa; Chordata; Aves; Tinamiformes; Tinamidae
Gene: CMTM7
Product: CKLF like MARVEL transmembrane domain containing 7
Exons: 6
Coding region: 1-570 (189 amino acids)
Cellular component (GO): membrane
Source: RefSeq, a predicted model, not a curated record
AUGGCGCAGUGUCUGGUGUCCCGCACGCUGCAGCGUCCCGCAAGGCGCACGCGAUGUCCCGCACGGCGGCUGGCGCAGUCCCCGCGGGCGCCCACCGGGGCCCCGCCGCCGCCGCCCGCCGCCGCGCAGGGCGCGGACGCGGAGCUCAUGGACGGCGCCUAUUUCCGCUCCUGCGCCGGCAUGAUCAAGGUGGCCCAGAUGGUCUCGCUGCUCAUUGCGUUCAUCAGUGUGAACAGCUCUCAGUGGCCGGACUACACCGCGUACAGCUACUUUCAGAUCGUCGCCCUGUGCGACUUGGUUAUGAUUUUGUUCUUCUACAUCGUCCACAUUUUCCGAAUCUACAGGCUGCUCACCUGCGUCAGCUGGCCCCUUGCGGAAUUCCUUCAUUAUUUAAUCGGUACGAUUCUGCUUCUCAUUGCAUCGAUCGUAGCAGCAUCCAAGAGUUACAAUUUGAGUGGACUGGUGGCGGGAGCGACUUUUGGAUUCCUAGCUACGAUUCUUUGUGUUCUAAGCAUAUGGUCAUCCUACAAAGUUUCGUGCAUCACUCAGUCGACAGAUGCAGCUGUAUGACUCACCUCAGCAAGAUAUCCGGGCCUGACCAAAUAGGAUACCAAAGAGAAGAAUCCAGCCCUGGGAAGAGAGCACGGUAUUUUGUUAGUAGCCUGGACAACGGAUAGCUUUUGAAGAUCUACUUGAACACCUAUGCAAAACACUGUUGGGAACCAAAGGUUUUUUGCCUUCCCUUUACCCCCCAAAAAGUUCAUAAUGGAGAACCUGCUUUUUCUGAGCUUACUAAAGAAGAAUGACUUCUGUCUUGCAAGCUGCAGUGGGAUCAUAUCCAGCUAUUUGCAAUAAGUGCAAUUAAAACACUUUCGGAGAGCUGGUCAGUUCUCCUUCCAGAGGGAUGGAGAAAGCACUUCUGAUUUUCCCCAUCUGUUUACAGAAGGGAAAUCUUGCAAUUCCUGUCUGGUUCUUAACUUCCAAAGAUGUUUCCUUUAGCAAAGGAACUGUGACAAACCAGUUUGUGCCUUCAGAAACCCAAGUUUUUGUUACCUCUUCAUAUCAUAACCAUGGAUUAUUUUUAACAUCAAUUUAGCCAGCAAUGACAAUUGUGAACUGCAACUUGGAUAAAUCACUGCAAAUGCUCCUUUCUAGCCAAACAGGAUAUUAUGAAACCAAUAUUUUCUUCACAAUUUUUUAUCAUUUAUUAACAAUCAAAGGUUCUUCUUAAACUUCUCUGUGCCAAAAUGUGUAUCCAAUAAUAUUUAUGUAGUGGCUUGUGGGAUCUUUAUCACAAAUGCUCAUUGGUAAAAUGGAUGUUUGCAGGACCUGUUCAGUAGAAAAAUUCUGUGCAUUCCUAGAAAUUACUCUUUUUGGAGACUGAUGUUCCCUUUAGCAUCUAAAGUGGGACUUUCAGUACUGUCAGCCUAUUCCACCCGGCCAUAACAGUGCAGCAGGUUUCUGGGAGAAUAGUGGGAUUUACACAGGUCCCCUGAGCUACAUUUUCUGGCCUUUUUCUAUUUGUCUGAAGCCAUGCAUCGGUACUGGUCAGCAAUUUAAUGACCAUGCUGUAGAAAACUGGAUGGGCAUGGUAGAUGGGUAGGGAUACAACCUCUCCUCUUCCCUUCAACUCUUCCCUUCCCCCAGAGGAAGCAGCAACGCUACGUUUCUCU